This is a messenger RNA of Closterium sp. NIES-65, 1431 nucleotides long. Lineage: Eukaryota; Viridiplantae; Streptophyta; Zygnematophyceae; Desmidiales; Closteriaceae. The record is from the annotation of a GenBank genome assembly.
AUGCAUGGUCAAAUGGGGCGAGAAAUGGGUAUGGGAGGGCGCAUCGGAGGGACUUUGGCACCCAUCUAUAGUGGCAGCAGCACCACUGACGAUGAUGCAGCCGCUUCAGAAAGCAUCGUUGGGGACAACUUUAUCAAUGAUAAAGUUAUUGAUAAGACUGUUGUUACCACCCCUGCUAUCGUGCCUGCAGAUGCGUCUAGUUCUGCUGCUAGUUUUGAGGCGCCUCAAACUGCGUCUAGCGUUGCUGCCAGGGAGCAUGCAAGGGCCGGCUCGGGAAACGUGGCAGGUGGUUUGGCGAGGGCAGGUUCGGGAAAUGUUGCUGGAGCCAGAGGUGCCAGCCCGAACCUACACCCGGAGCAGGAGGAUGGGGAUGAAUGGGGCGGGGCUACUGAGAAGUUUCAAAGGAUGGGGCUGGCUCGAAUGGCCAAGCCCUCGUUUAAAGGUGGGAGGCCGGGACGGAUUGAUGAGCAGAACAGUUCUUGUAACGAGGAUGCUUAUAUGGAGAGCGGCUUUGGUGGUCGACAGAGCUUCGAGUCUAGUGAAUGGGAGUGGCGUGGAGGAGGAAGAGGCGUAGGGCAGGGAGAUGGGGAGGUGGAGAGGGGUGGUUUCAGGGGUGUGGGCAGAGAGGAGGAGGAGGAGGAGGAGGAGGAGGAGGAGGAGGAGGAGGAGGAGGAGGAGGAGGAGGAGGAGGAGGAGGAGGAGGAGGAGGAGGAGGAGGAAGGUGAGGAGGGAGGAGGAGGAGGGGGGUUCACAGAAGUGUUUCAGCAGAGAAUGUUGGCUCGUAAGGUGAAACCCUCCCUUGGGGCUGGGAGGCAGCAAGGGAUUUUUGAGAGAAACAGUGCGUGUGAUGAGAGUGCUUAUAACGAGAGUUAUCACAACAUGAGUGACGGGGAUGCUGACCAGGAGAGUGUUUAUAAUGGGAGUGCUUAUAAUGAGGGCGCUUAUAACGUCGCUGGUAGUGAGCUGGAGGAACGAGGGAUGGGCUUACCGUCAGGGUCUGGGGCUCGUAACGGAUUGCCUUUUGCUGAUAAUCGGUUCUGUGAGGUUUCAAGCGGUUUGGGCGGUUCUGGUGCGAUAUCAAGUGGUGCAGAGGAUUCCGGUCGUGCUUUGGGGGGUGCUGCUCCUCCCCCUGCUUCUGCCUUCGGCCCUCCUCAACUUGCCAUCGACCCUUCAAUUCCUGUUGCCGGCUUUCCCGGUGCUCCUGGGUUGGGGGGAGCGCCUGGGUUGGGGGGAGCGCCUGGGUUGGGAGGCGCUUCUCUGUUGGGGGGAGCCCCUCUUUUAGGGGGAGCUCCUUCCUUUCCAGCAUUCGGUCCUGGGAAUGGUUUCGCAGCAAGAGCAGGAGGGGCAGGAGCAGGAGGACCAGCAGGCGGGGCAGCAGUGCCUGCAGCAGGGCAUGGUCAAGAAAAAAAGGUAAGGCAUGAUGCUAGAUAA